CCAGUGCACCUCCCCUUCCUUUCUGCAGAUGACCUCGGUGUUUGCAGAGGUAUUUCCCUCACUACUCGUCCUCCCCAUCCCAGGUUCCCCUUCUUAAUUACAUUAUCAAAGAGGCACAACCACCAUCACUCAUUGGCUCACGACCCAUCUGGGUCCAGCUUGGAGCUGGGGAAGCUUCCAGCACCUUCUCACAGGAGCCAUCUCUGUAGCCUCUUCCCCACUACCAAAACCCCAUCACACACAAACCCAGCACAUUUUCCCAAAUCGAGUUUGUCUGUUGCCUGUGACUGUAAGUGGUGAGUCAUCCCUCCCUGUCCUUGUCUCGACCCCUGAGCCUUUUGUUGUAUUUUCUCUUCCCCAUCCCUCCCAGGGGAGGAGUGAGCGAGUGGCUGCCUGGUGUUCAGUUGCCUGCUGGGCUUAAACCAUGACACACUUCAAAGAAAAAAUGCAAUUCCUGGUGAAACACUUAGGCUGUAUGCACAACCAGCUGAAUCUUUUCAUUUUUAUGAUUGUCUUAGCAUUUUCUCAGCAGACCUUGAGUCUUUUCCCUAUGGGACCCAUUACUUUUACCUUGUGUUUUAGUUUUUUCCCUUGUACUGGCUUUUCUUUGGCAAGAAUGUUUGCUUCUAAUGAAGUCAUAUCUCUCCCUUUUGCUGUUCAAGCACAUUUUUGUCUUUAAGUUCAUUUCUCUUGGUCUUUUUUCCUCAGUGUGGCCUGACCAAUAUAUGAGAGUUACGCUCCUCUUUAGGGGGGUGGUUCUUGCUGUCUUGACAAAUAGACAAAAGUGCCAUAUGCAUCUUAGUAAUUGUUAUGCAGUAUUGAUAUAAGGCUAAUAGUUGGCUCUCCAAUUUGCUAGAAUGCUUUAAUUCCUCCUGCUUUGAACUGUCUUUUUAUAUUAUUUUUUUUCCAGAAUUUUUAAUACUUGCUUUAAAAGAUCCUGUCAAUUUACAGAGUUGUGAUCUUUGAGGAAAAACAAUCAUGUUAGGUAACAUGGUGGAAAUGUGCCUUUGGUCACAAGAAAGUUGUGUAGGCAACAAUGAUUUCUGUACAUUAAAACUUAAGAGUUCCCAUCUAUAAAAGAAAUACUGCUAUUCGUGAUAACUGAUAGUAAUAUUAUGUAAUGAUUUUUCAUGGGGAUUAGUCCUCAGAGAAGGAUUAGGUGUAUUUUGACAUUUAUCUGCAGCAAAGUGGCCAAUACCAUGGCAGAAAUGAUGAAUGCUGUAGUGAGUUGGAAAUACGACUACUAGAGAGUCACUAUACAUAGUUGUCCGUGACAUACUGAGACAAAAAUGAGCAAUGUGUACCUUUCAGAGUUACUGCUUCAGGCUAUGUAUUUUGUUACAACACUUUUCAAACUAGGUCAAGAAAACUGUAGUUAGUACAAAUUAUAGUAAAAGAUUCAAAUGAUACUACUCGUUAAUAAUGCAGUGUUUAACUGGGUAAAAGGUAUCUUCAUUGAGUAGACAGUACACAAAGAUUUAGAGUUUAGAGAAAGACAAAAUAAUAAAAAAGGUAAAAAUCUGUCUUUUUUACUUUUAUACACACAAAAAAAUUGCAAUUCUAGGAAAAUCACCAGUUUUACUGAAUUGAUUUAAACAAUUUCAGUUUGCAAUCUACAUCACGUUGUACAAUUGCACUCGGUCUGCACAACUGUAACCCUGCUGGGAGCCAUAUUUCUUUUCUCUCUAAACAUGCACUUCUCUGUAUCAGCUGAGGCCACAGACAUUUCUCUAGCAAAAUUUUCCUGGAGCUGGCCUCAGCUAUGAGUUUAUACCUGAAAGAAGAAAUUAAGCUUCUACUAUGACUAUAGUCAGAGCCCACUUAGUACCAAGUCAGCCUGUACCUGUGUGUAUUAGCGGUGAUAUCUCUGACAGUUUUACUAGACAGAUGUAGAACUGGAGAUCGUUUUUCAUUCAUUCUAGUGUGAGUCAUUGUUUAACUACCUUUACCAGAUUCUUUGUUAAAGGUUAGGAUUAGUAGCCUGAAGUCCUCAAGUCCAGUCUUGCUGUUUUCACUCACACACUGAAUUCUGCAGAUCUGGCAUUCAGCUCUGGAUCCUCCACUCUGGGAGCUCUCACACUGCAGCUUCACACAGCAGCCAGGAGAUGGGGUGAAGAACUGCCAGUGAUACUGGGCACUACAAGGCAAUAUUGGCAGUGGGAAGUGUCUCCUCUCUUUCCCAUCCCCCUUCGCUUAUGUAUCCAGUUGUCCUGCUCUUUAUCGCCAGCAGAAUACCAUAUGCAAUAGAAAUCCUGUUUGAUCUGGGGCUCAUUGGAAUAUUUGAAAAAAUACACACCUAAACCAUUACACUCAAGAAUGUCACACCUUGUGUCCAAGCACAUGAUUGUCAAGCUGGAUGUCUUCUCUCAUACAUACAUGAAGAUAUGCAUCUAGCAAGUGCUAGUUAGUCCCUUACUAUCAUGGAGCAGCCAAGUCAUAAAGGUUUCCUAAAGUUUUCAAGCUCCUUUCUAAAACUGUUUUGUCUCUUGUUUCACUUUUUGUGGUCAAAAAUAUCUUUGAGGAGUGUUCUCACUUGUCUGACAAAAACCUUCCACCAGUCCCUCCCAACAACAGUGUAUUCAUAACCAUUUAUAUUCACCUUCUAGUGUGCCAGCAAUUAUAGUUUAGCUUAAAUAGAGUUUUCCUCUCAUUCCCCAUGAUACUCUAGAGAACAGCCCUUUUGUCUCACUCCUGUUGGUCUCCUUUAUACCCAGUAGUUACCACAAACAUUCAAGCCUGUUUUCUGUCCAAUUUGGAUCAGUAAGCCUGAUGCAUUGCUAGACUACUAAACAAAAAUGGGCUGCCAGGAUGUCCUGUUUUUUCUUGGCUGUGUUUUGUGGAAUAUUCAAGGGAACAGUCAUGGUCUAAGAUUUCCUACCUGACCGGUUGUGGAGUGGUUGCUAUGCCUGUUGUACCAUGCUAUUGGUGCUACCAAGAUUUGGGUACCUAUUUAACAUGUUUAAAUGCAGAAAUAUAGGUGUCCUCUGAAGAUUUGUACUGUGAAAAUCUGGAUGCCUUUUGGAGUACAAGCUUUUGGAGGUUAAUUAAAAAAUAGCAGCAAAAAACAUAACAAGAUGUUCACAAUAUGCAAAAUCAAAAACCUUCCUAAAUACGUAAUUUACCUUUUUUAAUUUAGAGGCUGAGGAAGAAACUUGACUGGAUUACAUCUGUUAAGUUAAAAAACCCCAGCAAACAAACCCUAGAAAAAGAUAAAAGAAAAAAAAGUAAUAAUUUUUCAUUUGUGCCUGAUGGGGUUGUGUUGGUUUUUUUUUAACUGUUUGCAAAUCUUCAGUGUAAUGGUUUGAAACCCAGUCGUGUCAUUUCUUUACGCCCACACACAGAGCUGCAGUAGUGCAGACACUGUAGCAGGCAAACCAUAUUACCAGCAUCGGCCAUUAAAACUCUUCCUACACCAAGCGUGGGCUGACUUCACCCCCUCCUCUCUUUGCACACACCCCACCACCCACCCUUCAAUUUUCAAAUGCUUAAAAAAAAGAGAAGAGAAAGACACUGAAAAAAGAAAACAGGAUGCUUCUUUUGUUUCAGCGCUAUUCCAGAGACCUGAACCUCUCCACCUGCCUGUGAAUUGGCCACCUAAAGGUUGUUACUGUGACACCAAUGUGAAAAAAAAAGAAAAAACCAACUUCCUACUUCUAAUCUGUUUCAAGUCUUUGUCCUCAUUUCUCUCUGCUUGCAUCAAGUAUUGACAGAAAUGAGUCUUCUUUUGCUGAAAUGCCUCGCUCAAUAAAAGAUACAUGAGCAUAUGGCAGAUAACCUUUGAAAUGGAGGCGCAGAAGCAGCCUGGUUUUACAGUUGCACUAGCAGAUCGGCCAGUUCCAACCUCAUCUCUUCACCCUGUACAGGGUUCUUCAGAUCUCAGCCAAGGCAGUGCAGUUCCUCAACAGGAACAAGCACUGUCCCAACCUGUUUAUCUAAAAGCCCUCACCAUACCACUGUACCAGCCUGUCCAGGCAGGAUGCUUCCAGCCAAACAGUCAGUUAGUGACUGGCAGGAGCUGUGUGAAUCUAGAUAGCAGUAAUGUACCUCUAAUCCUGAAUCCACUUGUUACUUCAGAAGGCACAGAUCAGCCUCAGUCAGUUUUUCAGAAACAACUUGGGCAAACUCUAACAUUGAGCAUAGUGAGCACUUUACCAGUUUUAUCAUCACCAAAUUCUUGUGUAAAUGCGUCUAUUGGAAGCCCAGGAAAAUCAAAAAAAGCUGGGAAAUAUAUCUGCAAACACUGUGGACGAGAUUGUUUGAAGCCAAGUGUCCUUGAGAAACACAUUCGCUCUCACACAGGAGAGAGGCCCUUUCCAUGCACCACUUGUGGUAUUGCAUUUAAAACUCAAAGCAAUUUGUAUAAACACAGAAGAACUCAAACACAUGUCAACAAUACCAAACUGCCCUCAGACUCUGACAACAGUGGCAUACUGGAGCAAAAUGAGAGAUCAACAGAGAGCAUCACCUCACAUCAAGGCACAAAACUACUUAGUAGUACCUGUGAAGACAGGGGGAUAGAGAUGAAACAAGUGAGUUCAGAGACCAGUGCUGUCACAGACACUAAGAAACUUCCCAAUGACCUUUCACUGCCAGCCACAAGCAAUUCAUCAUUUGCUUCAGAAAAUCAAGAAACAAUGAAUCAGUCCUUUAGUUCAAAGGCUAAUCAGGGGGUUCCUGAAAGAGAACCUCAAAGUUUACCAUCUCCAGGAGCUUUGCCAAAUGGUCAGUGCCAGAGAAAGAAGAUGCAGGAGCAAAGAACUCCAACUGCCAAUAAGCACAUUCAGUUGCAAAGGCAGCAAGCAACCUCUUCGGAAAAACAGUGGGAUUACAAGCCAUUUGACUGCAAGCUAAAGAAGUGUGAGAGCACUGACUCAGGGUAUCUGUCACGCUCUGAUAGUACAGAACAACAGCUGGCAUCAUCCAGCCCGUUGCAUAGUCUGUAUGAACACAGCACAGAACUGGAAAAUGAAACUGCCUUCAGCAGCUUAAGGUGUACCUCCGGAAGCAGUGCAAAGCUAGAUACAGCUGAAAAAGCUACAGCCUCGAUGCUAGAGAAAAAGAGGCUGGAAGAACACAUUUCAAAACUUAUUUCUCAUAACAAAAGCGUGGUGGAUGAUACCCAGUUAGACAACGUUAGGCCCAGAAAAACUGUCCUUUCUAAACAGGGAAGCAUUGAUCUGCCAAUGCCUUAUACAUACAAAGACUCAUUCCAUUUUGACAUCAGAACUUGUGAUGUAAAUAGGAAGAAGAAUCUUCCCCUUUGUUCAGCAAAAUCUACCUUUGCACCCUUAGAAAAAUGCAAGCCAAUGUUUUUUCAUUCAGUUCCCACCCAGUUCUCCACAACGAUAGAUACUGUGCCUGUUACACGAAGCAACUCUUUGCCCUUUGUGGAGGGCACGAGAAUGGUACAUGACAAAACAGGUUGCUCAAAACCACUUUCUCUUACUAAGCAGACUGUAAACACAGGCACUGCUAGUUUGCUGCCUAGCAACAAUCUUGCUGCAAAUUCAGUGGAUUUUCCUAAUAGCCAUCCCCGAGCUCUAGUCAGACAAACAGCAGUGGAUGAUUUGCCACUAAGUAAUGUAGUUGAUCACCCUCCAUCGUCGGAGGAGUUGCAAGGGAAUAAAAAGCUUGGGGCUGGAGAAGUAAUCAGUGCUAAAAAUAAGAAACACAAUCAAAGGAAGUUAAAGAUGUUCUCUCAAGAAAAAUGGCAAAUGUAUGGAGAUGAAACAUUUAAGAAAAUCUACCAAAAAAUGAAAAGCGGUCAAAAUGCCAAGAAAAUUAAACAAAGGGGGAAUAAGAUUGCAGAUAUUACAAGCUUCACACCUGAUUCAAAGGAAUCAGUCAGCAGUAGUGAAAUUACUGAAGAAAGAGAUGGCAGGAGCUCUGUAAGUGACAGUCUUUCCUCCCCUGUGACAACAGGUUUAAACACUGGUAAAUCAGAAACAUGUACUAAUGGUAAUCAUAUUCUACAGAAUGUGUCCUCUGAGGAAACUGCAGACAGUGUAACCUACCUAAUGGAGACAUCACAGUCAGUAAAUGCUGGUGCACAUACUGUAAUGAGCAAAACUUCCCAAGACCUCAGUGGCAGUGACACAGAUAAAUACACAGCUGGCAACAGCACAUUACUAGCUCCAAGCAGUUGUGAACUCAGGCUUCAAAAUGCUCAGUGUCAGCUGAACACUAACAGAAGGAAUGAUGACCACUUGCCAGCACAGAGUAGCAAGUGGGAAAAGCCAAACCUUGGGAAAGAAUCCAGUACAUUUGAAUCAGAUUGUAAAAGCACUUCAAACAAUUAUGGAAACCAUAGCAGGAGUAAGGAAACUGGCCAGCACGCCCUGACACCCCCAUGGGUCCACUGCAACAACAGCAGAGAAGCUGCAAGAAAAGCCCAGAAUUUACCAUCGGAAAGAAAAAAGCUGAAAUUUGAAGUGGAGAAGACACAAAACAUUAUUUCAAAGUCCUGCUGUAGUCCAAGUAGUGAAAACAAUGCAGCAAAUGAAGCAGAGAGAGUCAACUGCACUAGCACACAGUGUCUUUCCACAGCACCAGUGAAACUGUCCAGUAAAGCAGAGGAGCAAAAUUUAAGCACAGGAAUUAAUGAAUCCACUGGAGGUACUGACAAUAUGGCAUAUACGAAAACAAACAAACUCCCCACAAAAGCUCUUAAUUCUAGUGAUGUUAACCUUCUUUCACAUGCAGCAGGUACCUCAAAAGCUUCAUUUGUGGGAUUUUUAGGGCCUGAAUUAAGGGGAAGUGAUUGCAACUCUUCUGCCUUGCACAAUGCAACAGAUAAAGAUGUCAAAACAUGUCUUGUGAAAACAGGAGAAAAAGUACCACUUCUCAGUGACAAUGCUGUUGAUGUGUCUUCUAAAAUUCAGCAUCUGCAAUCUGGUCAUUUAACUCCAGUCCCACAACAAACUGCCUUUUCUCCAAAAUAUAUCCUUAAAUUGCCGCAUGACAAAAGAGCCUCCGAUUUGUCGCUUUUGCUUAGAUCAGAACAGAAGAUUACACCUUGCACAUCUGUGACAGACACCUUAGCCAACCCUCCCUGCUCUUCCAGCAGCGGAUCACUCAGUUCUCAUUCUAAUGAUGUAUUUUGGUCCCCUUUAAAAUUUGAAGUGAGACAAAAGGCCAGCAAAGGAGAGCUACGAUGGAAUGUACAUGCAAACUGGAAAACUCCAGUAUUUUGUUCACCAGUCAAUCCAGAAACAACAAAUAUCUUAACCACAGCAGAUAACACCUUUUAUAACCAAAACCUCAGGCAGCAGGAUAUUUUAAGAGAUGCUUGGAAAAACAAACAGAACAAAAAUAAAUUAAAUUAUCAAAGGCAAACAGAAGAGAAGUGGAUGAGCAUAACUACUUCCUCCACACAGAUCCCAAAGAAGAAAAUAUGCUUUACUUCAAUGUAUACAAGUGGUUUUUUCAUAUCAGCUGACAUCAAAGAAGAGAGAAAGGUUUUACAUCAUCUUUGCUCAGGAAGUGACUCUUUGAUAAUGACGUCAGCUUCUAGCAAGGGUGCGGAGCCAGCAGUCAUGGGAUGGGACGGAGGUGGAAGCCCCUGCAUUCUUAAGGACAUUUCACCAACACUGCAGGAUACGCAGCAUUCUCAGAGCUCAACAGACAACCCCACUUAUUUUUGCCAUUCUUUCAGCACUCUUUAUUGCCACACUCUCACCACUCACUGUAAAGAAUUCCCAGUGCUGCCCCACAAUAAUCUGACAUGCUACUCUGGAAGUUUAACGGUACCAAGCACGAAGAGCACCUUCCCAUCACUAAAUGCUGAGCCUCGAUUAACUUGGUGUUGUUUAACAAGAAGCCUGCCUCUGCCUGCUGAGCAGAAGGGGAAUGCAGAUUCUGCUUAUUCCUCCAUGCAUGCCUGUGACAAGGAAUCUAGCAAUGAAUGCACACUCUCAAAAUAUGAUAUUUCUAUUUUCAAAAUGAAAAAUAUUAGCAAGACUGUGGCAUAUGGCUUAACAAACAGGAGCUUAAAAACACUGGUUUCAUCCUUCUCUGAAGGACAACAGAUGCAGGAGUUAAGCUCAGCAGCUCAUGGUGGUGCUUUCAAAAAUAUUUCAGAGCAAAAGAAGAAAAUAGUAGUUUGCAAAAAGGAAAAACUCUCAACAAAUAAACACAAGAGGAGCCACAAACAGAAAAAGAUCAAAGUCACCCCCAAAUGGUACAGAGGGAGGCACGUACAUGGAUAUGCUCAGUUGAAAAUUAACCGACUCAGCAAGCGGCACCGUUUUCCAAACAGAACACUGGAUGCUUUGAGAAAGGGCUGUUCAUCACAACCCUGUAAAUUUAAUAAGUAUAAGAAGUGCCAUUCGCCUCAAUCAAAGAUACAAGAAAAUUACCUACACCAGCAAAAAGAUGCAUCUUGUUCCACCUCAGACAAGGCACUUUGCAGAAGAAAAAAAGAAGGAAAGAAUGACUCAGGAAUAUCUUCCCAUACUGAAAAUCUAAACCAUGUGAAACAAAAAGACAAAAUGGAUAAAAAAGACAUUUCUGGGCAAAGCAGGGAACAGACAAGAAUGAACAUUACAGCUCCUCUGGAAAUAUCUCUGACAGCUCAUUCCUUUUCAUCCGCAGUCAAUACAGCCAUGCAGCAAGUCAGCAGUGAUGUGGAAAUCUGCUGUUUAGUGACACAACCACUCGUGAUUCAGCGAUCAGACCCAGGGGAGUCACAGCCAAACAUUCAGAGUGUCGCAGUGGCAUCUUCUUUCUGGUCUUGCCCUUCUGAUUUUACAAAUACAGGCACAGGUGGCCAACUUGACAGCACAAACUCAGAGACUCUUUCCGUACAGCUAGAAGUGAGCCAGGAAAACACAUUAAAUGUAGAGUCAGAGAGCCGAAGAGUCGGUACCUUAGACCCAGUGAUCCAGGCCUCAGGAAGGGAGGAACCUCCAAUUGAAGAAAACGCAUAUUCAUCUCCAAAAGAAAACUCAACUCCCAGUUCCCAGCCUGGAUGUUCACGUUUAUUCAGCUCAAAAGCAGAGUCUCUUCCUGCGUCGGUCACAAGGGCUAAAUUACCCAGUAUAGAAUACACAGAGCGGGCAAACUUUUCUCAAAAAGCCCUUGACCUUCAUGAAAGCACAGACAAGAAUGGAACCCAGCUCCAGUCCAACAGCUAUGGAAGGCCACGUGAAACAGCUACUACUGCCUUUAAAAAGCCCCCAGCGACUCUCAGGUCUGCCGAGUUCAAGACUUACUCUGCAACACCUUCCAAGACUUACAAAAAGAGAGGUUUAGAGAUGAUGAGGAAGCAAACCAGAGUUGAGUAUGAUGACACUAGCAGUGAUGAUGAAGAUAGGCUUGUUAUAGAAAUAUAGCAAAUAGGCUGCUAACAAGAUGCUUGUAUGAUGGCCCAUUACAGAAGGAAAUACUGCGGAUGUCUGAUCUGUAUUUCUGAAGCACCUUAAAAUCAGAAAAGCCAUUCCUCUGCGCAAUAGGCAGCAUUCUCUUCUGAAGAGUCUUUCAAGGACUUUUUAAAAAAAGCUUAUUUGAAGCAAAGAGGGAGCUGGCAUCACAGAUUUAAAUGCAAGUGGUAAACCUGUGCUUAUGAGGGGUUUCCAGCAUUGUUAACACUUUUACCAGUCACAUAUAAUUCCCACAAGUGCUAGCUGCAAGUGGUUGUAUUAUUAAAAGGCUGCAGCGUAUUUAUUUACUACUAACAAUACAAUAGCAGCAGCUUCCUCAAUGUAUGAGCUAGGAUUUCCUGGAAGGGUAUGGAUGUAUUCUCUUCUCUAUACUCCUCUUUUCAUGUAGUCACUGCCACCUGCACUGGGAGUGACUCACUGGCGUUAAGGGGAAGAUCUGUUCCCUAAGUAUCCGUGAUAUUGGGAAAGUCUGGAAAAAUGUCAAUCUUUUUCCAUGUUGCACAAAUGUCAAUGCUUCUUUGUGACAAAUGACACAAGCAUGCUUUGCUUUGUGUUUUGUGCCUUUUAUGCCAAGAUCUACUCAAAUAUUCUUGAUUUCUAGUUGGAGAAUAUGGGUGUUAGCUAUUGAUAUUUCCUUGUGGUAAAACUUCUAACAAGGACUUUCUCAUUAUAUUCAUCACAUUGUGCUCCAACAGAUGUAAUCUGGAAUGUCUCAUUUUUAUUGUAAUCUUAAGUUUAACUGCAAUUAUGCUAUUUUAUUGAGAGUAAAUAAGCUAUAUGGCAUAGCUUGUUUUCUUUUUUUUUUUUUUUAAAAAAAAAGUUUUGUGCUACGAACCCUAAACUUUACUGGUUUCUAUGUGAAUAAAUAAUUAGAUAUUUUAAAUUGACCAAGUGUAUUCACUUGCUUGAUUAAACUGAUAAACAUUAAGAACAUUCCACUUCUACAUUAUAGUCAAAUUCUAUACUUAAACUUCUAGUGUUCUUAUAUUGUGAAUCAUACAUGGAGUUUUAUGGAUUAACCUACGUGGGAUAUUUGGAAUUGCUUUCACUUUAAUCAUGCACAGGUAAGUUUAUAUAAAUCAUAGUCACAAAAAAAUCUAGUAUACUACAUGAUAAAAAUAUAUGUAUGUGUGCAAAGAGAUGCCAAAACAACUAACAGAUAAAACAAGUGCUAAGUCCCAUGCAAUUCCUGUGUUUUCAGAUGUCUUACAAACAUAACAAGAUUUGAGGUUGUUUGUAGCCUCAAGUUAUGUUCAUAAAUUUGUUAGUGAUACAGAAAACAAAAGUAAUGAUAAAAUUAUUGCACCAAUUUCUAAUUUUAAUGUGUAAAGAAAAAAAAUUAGGAAAAAAAUCUACUUUUUCAGAAUAGAGAAUGAACCAUGAAAGAUAUUUUUCCCUUUCUAAAAAUGUUACAAUAUUACACCGAUUACACCAAUAAUUGGUGUCAAAACUGCAAGGAAAAAAUCUGGUAAUAUUAGUUUAAGGAAUGAUGCAUUUUUAUUCUCCUGCUUUACUUCUCAUCUACCAAGUGCUGGCCUUAUAUAACAAUAGUAUUACCACUAAUCUGUUGGGUCGUGAUCAGAAUUUGCUCAGAUAUACAGUGAACCGGUCUGUUCUUUUGCUACACUUCAUGGUAGAGUUCUGUAAACCUCAGUGUUACCUCCACAUACCACACAAUGAGACACUAAGGUGAAGUAACAGCCUCCUUAACUUGGGAAGCCCGGUAUUUAUUGCUCAGCAAGCACGGGCAUAUAGCUGAAGAAUGAAUGGCAUCACCAACGGUGGAUUGCAAGGCACUGCAAAUUGCGUAUUUUAUUGACUGAGAUACAGUACAAAAAAAUACCAUUUUGCUUAGAAUAAUACAGCUGAAGAGAAUGACAUAGCUGUAGAUUGGGUUUAUAUUAUAAUUUUCUCUUUAUAUUGUUAAAUUAUUUUAUCUUAAUAAAAAUGAA
Athene cunicularia (burrowing owl) is the source of this 11332-nucleotide messenger RNA. It is a transcript of the gene ZNF831, whose product is annotated as zinc finger protein 831. Bases 3756 to 9332 code for a protein of 1858 amino acids. Lineage: Eukaryota; Metazoa; Chordata; Aves; Strigiformes; Strigidae. The record is from RefSeq and is a predicted model, not a curated record. The transcript is spliced from 7 exons.